GGGCCGGCCGGCGCCCCGGGGUGAGCGCCCGCGAAGAUGCCGCCGGCCGGCUGGUGCUGGCUGGGCCCGGUCCUGGCGGCGUGCGGCCUGCUGGCGGUGGCGGACGGCGCGGCGGAGGCAGGCGGGGGCGCGGGCGCGGGCGCGGAGGCCGCCUGCCCGGCCACGCUGCGCAGCACCGGCAGGUGCGCGGCGGGCGGCGAGUGCGCCUACCAGGUGCGCCUGCCCGCGCUCACCGUCCAGCUGCCCGCGCAGUGGGGCAGGCUCGAGGAGGUGUUCAAGGAAGUCCAGAACCUCAAGGAAACGGUGAACAGCCUGAAGAAGUCCUGCCAGGACUGCAAACUGCAGGCUGACGACAGCCGGGCCCCGGGCCGAGGGGGACAGCUGUCGCCCAGCCCGGGGGCCCCGGGGGAAGCCGAGGACGGGCGGGUUCGAGAGCUAGAGAGCGAGGUUAACAAGCUGUCCGCCGACCUCAAGAACGCCAAGGAGGAGAUCGACGUGCUUCACGGUCGCCUGGAGGAGCUCAGUCUUGUAAAUAUGAACAACAUAGAAAACUAUGUCGAUAGCAAAGUGGCGAAUCUAACGUCGGUGGUCAACAGUUUGGAUGGCAAGUGUUCAUCCAAGUGCCCCAGCCAGGAACACACACAGUCGCGUCCGGUGCAACAUCUAAUAUAUAAAGAUUGCUCUGACUACUACACGAUAGGCAAAAGAAGCAGUGAGACCUACAGAGUUACACCGGAUCCCAAAAACAGUAGCUUCGAAGUUUUCUGCGACAUGGAGACCAUGGGGGGAGGCUGGACAGUGCUGCAGGCACGUCUCGAUGGAAGCACCAACUUCACCAGAACAUGGCAAGACUAUAAAGUGGGCUUUGGAAACCUCAGAAGAGAAUUUUGGUUGGGGAAUGAUAAAAUUCAUCUUUUGACCAAGAGUAAGGAUAUGAUUCUAAGGAUAGAUCUUGAAGACUUUAAUGGUGUCAAACUCUAUGCCUUGUAUGAUCAGUUUUAUGUGGCCAACGAGUUUCUCAAAUACCGAUUACACAUCGGUAACUAUAAUGGCACAGCAGGAGAUGCCUUACAUUUCAGUAAACAUUACAACCAUGAUCUGAAGUUUUUUACCACCCCAGAUAGAGACAAUGAUCGAUAUCCCUCUGGGAACUGUGGACUCUAUUACAGUUCAGGCUGGUGGUUUGAUGCAUGUCUUUCUGCAAACUUAAAUGGCAGAUAUUAUCACCAAAAAUACAGAGGUGUCCGUAAUGGGAUUUUCUGGGGUACCUGGCCUGGUAUAAGUGAGGCACACCCUGGUGGCUACAAGUCCUCCCUUAAAGAGGCCAAAAUGAUGAUUAGACCCAAGCACUUUAAGCCAUAAAUCACUAAUGCUUAUUCCUCUGGGUAUUCGUUACCUAGUAGGGUAGUUAAUUCCUUCAGCACUUUGGAAUAUGUUUCAUACUACUUUUCUGUGACUAAAAAUUUAUCUCUAAGGAGUAGGUUCUUAUGCUACACAGCGUUUGAAAUAAACUGAAAAAAUAUACAUUUUAAAGGAGUUCUUUGUUGCUGUUGUAUUGUUAUCCAAAUGAGUACUUGCAAAGCGAUUGGAAGUAUUGAGAAUUAUACAUUAGAUUUAUGAUUUUCUUAAUUUCUAUUAAUUGAAAGGUUUUCUACUUACUUGUAUUACUAUAAUUAUGAAAUCAUUGUUUAUUUAGCAGCCUGGAUUUUUACACAAGUAAUCUGUAUUUUGAUUGUGACUUAAACACAUUUCAAGGUAGAUCACUCUUUUCAAACUAUUCUCAGUUAUUGAGUAUUUCUUCAUCUCUAAAUAUCCUAAUCCUCAUUCUGAGAUAAACUUUCUCAAUUGAUGGCAUUUACUGUGGUUCAGGAAGACCCCUAUAGCAUUUUAGUUCCCAGAUGAAGGGAAAUCUAUAUAAUUAGACCUAUUUAGGUACUAUUUGUGAAAUGUAAAAUAUUUGUCAUUUAAGAGAUUUUGAAAGCGGUAGCAUAAUGUCACUUCUAAAAGCAUUCAGAAAAUUAAUUCAAUCUUAAAGACUGUGGUUUAAAGGUAAUUCACAAUAACUCUUUAGAUGUUGGAUGGUAAAAACUGCUUUAAUAUAAAAAUUAGCUUCCUUUGCUCUGUAUGCACAAUAGUUUUUAAGUUUGCUCACUACUGUGCGUGACUACUGGUAGGCUUUCUUUUGGAAGGGCAGUUAUGGGUGGGGAAUGAAGCAUUUAUUUAUAGACUAGCAUACUCUGAAGGCCAAAGCAUUUAUAUCCAAAGCAAUAAUUUCAUUAAGUGAUUCACUUCAUAGAAAGGUGUUUUAUAGGACAUAUGAAUUUUGAAAUAUAUAGAAAAGUAGUUCAAUAGUAUGUAUUUCAAUUCUUAGCUGGUGUAUUGCUUAUUUUUUUAAAAGAUUUAAAUACAAGUGUUUAUUUUUUUAACCAAAAUAAAAUAUCUGAAACUUUUAUAAUUCACUAAUUCUGGAGUGUAGGUAUCAUUUUAAAAAAGAUUAUAAAAAAUAGUGUGUUAAAUUUCAUCACUGUAUAAAGAGAUCAUUUCAGAGAGAACAGUAGUAUUCUGUUGAACAUUUAAACAUAUUUUAGAAUAAAAUUUGAAAUAAUACACUAUAUUGUAUGUGAGUCAUAAAAAAUAUAUUUAGCCUUUAAUUUCCAGUCAGUUUCUAUUAUAGAAACUAUAAUUUCUCUAUUAUAUUUUCAAAAUAAACUCAUAAAGAUGCAACUUUACUCAUUUGAAAAUGAUUAAGGAGGAUAGUUGCUUUAGGUAACAAAUUAACAUUUUCAAAUAUUGCUCUUUAUAGAAAAUUCUAACCCAAAAAAGAAGCAAGAUAUUCUUUAAAAAAUAUAUAUGACAUACAAUGUCUUCAGGUACACAUGAUGAAAAUUAGGUUACUGUGAACACUAUCAAAACGUUAAAGCAAGAGCAAUGCAGAUAGAAUUGUGAUGACCAAAAUGUAAAAUAUCAUUGUAGAUUUCAAAGGCUUCAUAUCUACUCCAUAGUUUAAUAAAUGUAAAUGUAACUGAUUUACUCUUUAUUUCUCUCUUCUCUUAAAAAAAAGAUUAUGAAGAUUUUGAUAUUACAAUAUAUUUAUUUCAGAUAAGAGGAUUUUCCCUUACUGUAUGUAAUUAAUAUAUGCAUAAAUUUAAGUAAUUUUCUGUUAUCAAAAAUGUACUUGUGAGGCAGGAUCUUAUCCUCUCAAACUUCUAAUUCUCACAACAAAGAAAAGAAAAAAAAAUACACUCUUCACAAAAUACAGUUCUAAAGAAAAAUAGCCCAUAUAGUGUCUACUGACUUAAUGGGAACGAGGUAUCAUUUCAGGAGAUUUGGCAAACAAUUCAUUAAUCCACAUAAAUACUCAAAAGCUUGUCUAUCUUUCCACCUUAUUUUGAAGGAUCAAAUUUUAUUUUCAAUUAUACUUUUAUGGCACUUUUCUAAUAAAAAGUUCUGUGACAUAGGAAUUCCUUUUUGAAAUCAUUUCAUGUCAUUUAUAAAAUAUAUUUUAUACUUUGAUCAUCUUUAACAUGUUGAUGGAAAUAGAUGAUAUAUCAGUUUUUUGCCUUAACAUAGCUAUUCACUAAUAUAUGCUAAUGUUCAUAAAUGUUGAUUGAUUUCAGAUAUUUCAGAGUCUUGGUUCCAUUUUAAAGGCUACUAUUUGUUAUCUAAAUUAAGACUUUAUUUCUAAGCUUUAUCAUUCUUUGAAAAUGUUGACUAAAAUUAGUCCUUAGAAAUUCCAAGUGAAACAAAUUCACUCAUUGCUGAGAAGAAAAAUCAAAUUCUUCUUAUAAGCAGUAAUAUUUCAAAUGAACUAAUGACACAUCUGUCCAGUAAAAUAAAGAGCUUAAAUAUAUGCUGGACCUUAUUUUUGAAUGUCUAUCCAAGAAAGGUUUUAAAAGUAAAAGUGAUGGAUAGUCAUGAUAAGCUUUUGUUUAAAAUUCUUAUUUUUCUCUUAUGUAUAAGUUGGUUUAUGUCUCACGUCUUUUAGCAACUCUGUAAAAUAAAAGAUUUAAUCUUCACCUCUA
Molecule: messenger RNA, 4022 nt
Organism: Nyctereutes procyonoides (raccoon dog)
Lineage: Eukaryota; Metazoa; Chordata; Mammalia; Carnivora; Canidae
Gene: FGL2
Product: fibrinogen like 2
Exons: 2
Coding region: 37-1362 (441 amino acids)
Source: RefSeq, a predicted model, not a curated record